AUGCAGUUCACCACCGCCCUCAUCGUCUCCUUCCUGGCCGCCACUGGCAUGGCCGCCCCCUCGGCCUCGCACCACAAGCGCGCCAACUUCCCCAUCCCGGCCUCGCGCGGCUCUCAGACCUUCUCCGCCGCCAAGACCGUUUCCGGCACCUUCGACGGCGGCUACAAGACCUACGGCCGUGGUGUUUCCUGCACCGGCCAGAAGGAGGGUGGCAACAAGGACGCCGUCUUCCUUCUCGAGGAUGGCGCCACCCUGAAGAACGUCAUCAUCGGCGCCGACCAGAUCGAGGGUGUCCACUGCCUGGGCAAGUGCACCAUCGAGAACGUCUGGUGGUCCGCCGUCUGCGAGGAUGCCCUCACCUUCAAGGGCAACGGUGACGCCACCGUCAUUGGCGGCGGUGCCACCGGUGCCGACGACAAGGUCCUCCAGCACAACGGUGCCGGCAACAUCUCCAUCAGCGGCUUCACCGUCGUCGACUUCGGCAAGCUGUACCGCUCUUGCGGCAACUGCAAGCAGAACGGCUCCCGCCGCAACGUCAGCCUCAAGAACGUCAAGGCCUACAGCGGCAAGUCCCUCGUCGGCAUCAACUCCAACUACGGCGAUGUCGCCACCUUCUCCAACACCUGCGCCACCUCGGUCAAGGAAAUCUGCGUCGAGUACAAGGGUACCAACAACAACAGCGAAGAGCCCAGCAAGAUCUCCUCGGGCCCCUCCAAGAACUGCGUCUACACCAAGCUCUCCGCUUGCUAA
Messenger RNA from Diplodia corticola, 750 nucleotides. Its product is annotated as pectate lyase. Gene Ontology annotation, cellular component: extracellular region. Gene Ontology annotation, molecular function: pectate lyase activity. Lineage: Eukaryota; Fungi; Ascomycota; Dothideomycetes; Botryosphaeriales; Botryosphaeriaceae. The record is from RefSeq and is a predicted model, not a curated record. Gene Ontology annotation, biological process: pectin catabolic process. The transcript has a single exon. The coding region runs from base 1 to 750 and encodes 249 amino acids.